This is a messenger RNA of Cladocopium goreaui, 1300 nucleotides long. The record is from the annotation of a GenBank genome assembly. NCBI's taxonomy places the organism in Eukaryota, Dinophyceae, Suessiales, Symbiodiniaceae.
GUUGGUGGCCCCUUUAGCUGCUGCUCUCGAUGUCAUGGAUGGCAGCAAAGAAGAUCAGGCCAAGAAGCUGUUGGCCUCGGUCUUCAACGAAUCUCUAUAUCUGGUGCUCAGUGGCUUCACCAUGAGCUCCAUCUUUUCCAAGUGUCAGUUGGAUUGCCGCGCAGCUGCCUUGCUACAACAAUCCUUGGGUCACAGGCCCUUCCUCUUCAUGCUGGCCAUCAUGUGGCUCGGUGUUGGACUAUCAGCACUGCUGUCAAACGUCACAGCACCCCUGCUGUUGGUGGAAGUCCUUAAGCCGUUGCUGAGGGACAUGCCGACAGAUAGUCGAUAUUCCCGCGCUUUGCUGUUGGGUUUGGCCUUUGCGUGCAAUGUGGGUGGCAUGAUGACACCAAUCUCAUCUCCACAGAAUGUUGCAUCGUUACAGGCCUUGCGGCAGCAUGGCCGUGACAUCACCUGGAGCGAGUGGCUAUACCUCAGCAUCCCAUUCUGCACCUUGGCGGUCCUGGUGUGCUGGCUGCUGCUUUUGGUGGUCUACCGCUUUGACCUCUCCGAGUCUGAGGCCUUGCGUUUGCAAAGACCUGGUAGUCCUUCGUCAAGCAAGAUUCCAGCUGUCAUUUUUGACCAGGAGGAGCUGUCAUAUGGCAAGAUGGCUGGCCUUGUUGGGGCGCUCGCCACGCUGGCCGCCUUCGCAUAUGCGCCAGCAGCACAGGAAGUUGGCGGGACCUCCUCUGUGGCGUUGCUCUUUGUUGCGCUGUCCUUGGGUGCUGGCGGAAUCUCCCGGCAAACUUUCAACUCCUACAACUGGCAUCUCCUCUUCCUGAUUGGUGGUGGCAGUGCCUUAGGUCUCGCAGUCCAAGAAAGUGGUCUCCUGGACCUGCUGACAGAUGCGGUGCAGAGGCAGCUUUCAUCUUCCCCGUGGCUGCUGAUUGUGGAGCUCACGCUGGUCAUUGUGGGUGCCACAACCUUUGUUUCGCACACUGUGGCGGCUUUGGUGCUGAUGCCGCUGGUUGUGCAGCUGGGUGAAGAAGCUGGAGUUGAGAGAAUAGCAGUGCUCCUGGGCGCCUUUGCGUGCUCCACUGCUUGUGCUUUGCCGAUGACCAGCUUUCCAAAUGUCAAUUCGCUGAUGGCAGCGGAUGAUUUGGGAAAACCGUGGCUGUCGGUGAAGAAUUUUCUGGUGGCCGGUAUUCCCACCACCAUCACCCUGGCGGUGCUCCUUGUCACCGCAGGCUAUCUCAUAGGCGCUUGGGCCCUUGGCUGACAAAGUCGCAGCACAACGUAACUCGUCGCACUGGUUGCAAAA